UCAAUCAAGUACAGCUCAUUUAAGCACUUUGAAUAUUUUUAUAUAGCUUUUUUUUUUAAAGUCACAUAAUAACAUCAUUACAUACACUUAAACUUUAAACUUUUUAAAGAAUUAAAACGAAACCAUACGUUACUAACCGCUAGAACAAAUAAAUUAGGCAAAGGUAGCACAGAAUUAUAGGCGUUCCCCGCAACGAGUCAAAACCGAUGUGCGCAUGCUCAGUAGGACAAAUCGAUGGGUAGGAUAAAUCGACAGAACACCUGUGUGGUGUUACUCUCCUGAAUUCGUUGUUCCACAAUGGCUAAAAUAUGCACAAUAUCUGACAGUGAGUCUGAUGCGUCAGAAGAUCAAGAAAGCACUGAGGUGGCAGAAGCCAAUCAUGGAGCUAAGGUGUCUUACGCUAGGCACCACCUACCUGGCUCAGAAAAACACAGAGGACCACAAUCAGCAAGGCAAAGAAAGUACUCCAUGAAUGAAGUGGUCUUCCAUGAGACGGCACCUGGAAGAGAUGAAGUUGAAAGUGAAGAGGGAUCUCCAUUCCGGCAUCGUUCCCGCUCAGCUCCUCCAUCCCUAUGGGCAGCCAAGAAAUAUGGCAGACAGUUGAGGAAGAUGAGUGAUGAGUUUGACGUCAUACUGGGCAAAGGGAUGAAGAGAGUGCAGAGUGCAGGAACACCCCAGCAGAUGCACACCUCCCCCAGCUGGUUGCAGUUUUUCUGGAGCGUUAGGGAGUCUGAUGCUGAAAACACUAACAGUCUGACGUCACAAGACUCACGUCCUUCAGAAUAAAGCAGUACUGGACAACAGGACUAACAAAUUCACUGUACGUGUAAUAGUGGAUAAAGCAUGAAGAACAAGGUCUGAGAGGCUCUUAAGGUCUGAUACUCUUUCUGUACCAGCUGUUUAAUUAAAGCCUUAAAGUAGGUGGAAAACGAGACCUAAGCUGUCCAGAUUCAUCAGAUCCAACAUGCUGCUUUUGAGAGAUUUUCUUUCUGGAUAUCUUCUCCAGGGAAAGACUAUGCAAGCCUGUCUGAGUGUGAUUGAUCAGUCUGUGAGAUUCACAAUCAAAAUAUGUGGUGCAUGAGGAAGGGUGCAAUAAUGUUAAUUACAGGGCACUAAUAGUCGCACAUUUUAUAGAUGACCUAAAUGCAUGAAUGUUUUUAAUGAUUGCCUUUUAUUAGGUUUAUAAAUGAUAUUACUUUAAUUGUCUGACUUUCUCGAUUAAAUAAACAAACUUAAUGUUAGAGGUUUAUUAUGAGUGAACAUUUGGUUAAAUGACAAUUUCUUUUACUAAUAUGAAUUAGCAAGCAAACUGCUGUAUCUUAUUUGUUGUGUGGGUGUUAUCUAUGUCGGGUUUUUAAAAGGACUUUGAACAGUUUUACAUCUUCUUAUCUUUAUCUUAAUACAAUAGUACUCAGACCAGGUAACAUGGGAGCUACAUACCUAGAAGAGACACAUUUGUAUUCAAAACACCAGCAAAUUGUAUUUCUUACAGUAGUUUUCCACACUAUAUGGCCUAAAGUUUGUGGCUGUUCCAUUUGCUAACAGAUUUGUGGCAACAGAUUUAUCUUUCACUUUUCCAGCAUGACUAAAGUGAAGUCCAUGAAUACAUGGUUUGAUGGGUUUGGAUGGGUGAAAUUCCAGUAUUCUGUACCAAGCUUUAACCCCAACCACACUAAACAUUUUGGGAUAAAUUGGGUCGUCGAUUGUAGGCCAGGCAUUGUCAUCCAACAUGGUGCCUGACCUCACAAAUCCCAUUUGUACUGAAUUGACACAAAUGGCUACCAACACUGACUGCCAUUAAUAGGUUGUGUGUUUUGCUGCAUUUUCGUCACCUACUAAAACAAAAAGAAUGUGAAUUGGCUGCAAAAAUUGCCCCUAAGAGUGAGUUAUUGUGUGUGAGGGCCUGCACUGAAUUGGAAAACCUGUUUCCAGGUGAUGUCAGACCCAGUGAACCUUACCAGGAUAUACUGAAAGGUAAAAAUGUAUUCAUUUUCCAAGCCAUGUUUUAAAUGAAAAGAGCCCCAUGUGUUUGUGUAUAUGAGUAACUGUGCUUUACAGAGCAGUCAGCAAUCUAAGAACAGAAGAUAAGAUUACCACAACAAUGGAUAAAAACCUUUAAAGAAAUAACAUCAGGGCUGUAAUAGUGCUGAUAUUACUUGAAAAUGUGAAAUACUUUAAUGUUUUAUACAAAUGUACUGUUAACCAGUUUAUAAAAUAAAAAUACUUAAACUAAAAUGA
Messenger RNA from Trichomycterus rosablanca, 2238 nucleotides. RefSeq names its product BCL2 associated agonist of cell death b (gene badb). The record is from RefSeq and is a predicted model, not a curated record. The transcript is spliced from 4 exons. Gene Ontology annotation, biological process: apoptotic process. NCBI's taxonomy places the organism in Eukaryota, Metazoa, Chordata, Actinopteri, Siluriformes, Trichomycteridae. Gene Ontology annotation, cellular component: mitochondrion. The coding region runs from base 298 to 786 and encodes 162 amino acids.